This is a messenger RNA of Aspergillus pseudotamarii, 1611 nucleotides long. RefSeq lists its product as uncharacterized. The transcript has 2 exons. The record is from RefSeq and is a predicted model, not a curated record. NCBI's taxonomy places the organism in Eukaryota, Fungi, Ascomycota, Eurotiomycetes, Eurotiales, Aspergillaceae. The coding region runs from base 1 to 1611 and encodes 536 amino acids.
AUGAUAUUUACAGUCUUGCCAUUCGGUGCGACCAACAGCCAGCAAAGACGACUAUACUAUCCCCUUCUUUUAGCAGAUGUUGUCCGUGAUUGCACAGACGCCAUUGAUGCCCUCACAGUAUUUCACAAUCUCCUUUCUACCAAAGAGACUAUCGGCAAUGGGACUACGGGAUUCAAAGCAUUUGAUGGGCAUGUGGGAGACACCGCUUGUCAUAUUCGUGCUGGAAUACUACUCGACAUAUUCGCCUUCUACCGUGAGGAUCAGGGCGAGGUGAUGGGCUGCAGACGUGGAGAACUAUCUAUAUCUAGUUACAUUUCGAACCUCAAACUUACGUGUAACAAUGCGCAAAUGGCCUGCUCCAGACUAACUUCAGAUAAUGUCUGUCCUAGCACGUUGGGCUUUGGGCCAAAGCAUGACAUAAUGGAGAAUAUCAUCACCACACUAGGAUGGAAGGAACCAAAUGAUCGUCUGGGUUUGAAUGACGCGGUGGACCCGGAGUGGAACGUGGAAGAUCCGCAACUCAUUAUUCGCUACUUGGUUGCAAUGUUCGUGCUGGCAAAGUACAAGGAACAUUGCAAAUUAUCGUCGCACAACAUCGUAGUGCGUCUUCGCCCGAAGAAUGCCGCCGUGUAUGGCAAUGAGUUGAUAUCCCCAUUCUGGGAUCGGAACAACUGCCAAUACAAGGAACCGGGCUGUAAUCGACUCGACGUCCGGUUUGCUGCCCUCCAGAAGUGGGUUUCCGCGCUUUCCUGCUCCUGGGUCAGAGCUUGGUCGGAAAAGCUUUUCGUCACCCCAGCCACACAAAGGCUAGUUCGUUCUUCGGUGUUGCAAUCCCCAAAGGGCCUUCUUGUUACUGCUACGUAUACUGGAUUCCUCGUUUGUCGUCAGGUUUGGGCGAAAAGCCAGUGGCCAUUGCUGUUAGUAGAUCGCCAUUUCUGUUCUGGAGGUACACAUCGAACAUAUCCCUUUGUGACUCGUUCGUGUGCAUGGCUUAAGGCUGGUACAGGUUAUCAUUUGAAUGCGUACAUAGCAACCCUUCAACAACAACCAAAAUCGCCAUCGGACCGGCGAAGCGAUAUGGCCAUCAAUAUUGCCUGGCAGAUCAGGCCCAAGACGUUCAAUGAGCUCCUUACUUAUGAUAAGGGCAAUCAGCCGAUGAUUUCUAUUCUUGGUAACAGUGUCGAGGGUCCAUUGGACGAUUAUACAGCUAGGAUUGCCAACAUGUCGCCUGACGGCAGUCUUGGGCUUUCUGCGCAGCAGCACCGCGAGGAAUUCUGUGGGGAGAAUGUAGAGCACAGGAAGAGGUUCCUAGCAACAGACCAAGAUAGACUUUCUCUGGCGUUUUUCGCUGAUCACAGAUGCUACCCUUUCCCCUUGCACGCCUUAGCGGCUGGACAUGAUGACGGAGAGUAUCUACCAAGCUUGAUCCGUUCUCUGUCACAGAAUGACCCUACCGAAGAACACUUUAUCAACUCCAAAUUAGAAGUCGAUGAACUCGGGGCGGGCAAAGGGUAUAUGGGGAUAUUUCGUUGGGAACAUAUACUAGCGGAAACGCCGGGCAGACUCGCAAAUAUAUUGCAGGACUGGGAGGGGAAGGGAGUUUUUGCUUAG